UUGCUCAAUUCCCUCGUGAGGUUAGCGCCACUUCCUUGAAAGCGCCUCAUUUCUUCCCCACACAAAUCUAAAUUCUCGCCUGCUGUUUCCAGUUGGCUUAUCAGAAUGAUGAAUAGUUGUGGUCUUAUAUCUGAGGGAAAUGUGCCAGUGCCUCUGAAGAACAUUACGGUGGAUGUGCUAGUUCAGGGGCAUGUUGUCACAGUCACGUCCACUCUGCAGUAUGUGAAUGAGGAAGAGCGCCACCUGGAGGCCUUGUUCGUCUUCCCUCUGCCAGCUGAUGCUGCUGUCUGCCACUUCAGUGCCAAGAUCGGAGAGCAGGAGAUUGUGGCAGAGGUGCAAGAAAGGCAGAGUGCGAGGGAUCAGUAUGAUGAUGCUGUGAGUUCGGGUCAGCAGGCGUUUCUGUUGGAAGAGAGCGCAGAGAGUUCUGAUGUGUUCAGACUGAGUGUUGGGUGUCUGUCACCGGGUCAGAACGCUGCCAUCACCAUCAUCUACGUCACCGAGCUCGCUGUUCAGGCCGAUCACGCCCUGCGCUUCUGUCUGCCUGCUGUACUCAACCCCCGAUACACACCAGCAGGUUCAGGUGGAGGAAUAGUUUCAGAGAUUUCAUCAGUAUGUGGAUCUGUUCCCUACACUCUGACUCUCAGUGUUCAUGUGAGCUCUCCAAACCCCAUCUCCAAACUCGAGUCCAACUGCACUCUGGAUCCUCUAGUGUUCCUCAACUCUGAUCACACUUACGCAAUGGUGAAUCUGAGUCCUGGUCACAUGUUUGAUAAGGACGUUGAGCUGUUUCUGUACUAUCAGAAUACCCAUCAGCCCACUGCUAUAGUGGAGGCAGGAGUGGCCACUGACCAGCCAGGUUCUUUGAUGGGGGAUCCUGUAGUCAUGAUCAGUUUGUACCCAGAGUUCCCUGAGGAAGUGAUGUCAUCAUUGGGAUCACAAGGCGAGUUUGUUUUCGUGGUUGACAGAUCAGGUAGUAUGAACGACAUGAUGCAUCAUGGGAAAGGAGCACAGAGUCGCAUAGAAGGUGCAAAGGACACGCUACUCUUAUUGUUGAAGAGUCUGCCAAUGGGAUGCUACUUCAAUAUCUAUGGAUUUGGCUCUCAUUUUGAGUCGUUAUUCCCUAAGAGUGUUGUGUACAAUCAGGACACAAUGGAUGAUGCUUUGAAGAGAAUGAACAAAAUGCAAGCAGACAUGGGCGGCACUGAAAUUUUACAGCCGCUAAAACACAUCUACAGUCAGCCCUGUUACCCUGAUCACCCCAGACAGCUGUUUAUCUUCACUGACGGAGAGGUUUUUAACACUAAAGAGGUGCUGGACCUGGUGAAAAGUCAUACUCACUCUCACAGGUGUUUCUCAUUCGGGAUUGGUGAGGGUGCAAGUACCACCCUCAUUACAGGAAUGGCCAGAGAGGGAUCUGGUCAUGCCCAGUUCAUCACAGGCUCUGACCGCAUGCAGCCCAAAGUGAUGCAGUCCCUCAAGCUUGCAUUGCAGCCCGCAGUAGUUAAUAUCUCUGUGAAGUGGACUGUGCAAGACGGCAUUACUGUUGACACACUGUCCCCACCCAUCAAUGUGCUCUUCCAUGGUCAAAGGACACUAAUUUAUGCCCAUCUUAAAGGAGAGAGUUCAGGAAGCUCUGAAGGAACAGUGACAGUGACAUACAGCCUGAAAGAUCAACCAGUGACAAACAAGCUCCACGUCUGCCAAAAACCAACCGAAGACACUGGGUUGGCAAUCCACCGUCUGGCGGCUCGGUCCCUCAUUCACUCGCUGGAGCAGCAGGAGAGGGCAGGUGGUGCAGGAAUGGAGGAUAUCAAGAGCAGGAUGGUGGAGCUCAGUGUUCAGGCAGGAGUGAGCUGUGUUCAUACAGCCUUCAUUGCCAUUAACAAAGAAAGCAGACAGACUGUGAAAGGACCCCUGCUGCAGAGGAGCGUGCCAACAGGAGGUGUUUAUUGCAACCUGGGAUCAUAUCAAGCCGAUUUGGAGAAUGACCUGCUUCUAAAAUCAUCAUUAAGCGGGAUGUUUUCUUCCCAACGCAGUGGAAGUCUUGCCAGGUGUAAAUCCUAUGUAAAUGCAAAGUUUGUAGGAGACUGCGCAGGAAUCGAUGGUUUUAAGAAGUCAUUGAAGUCCAACAGGAGUUUUCCUGUACAAGAACAGAAGAGUGGAAUUCAGAAAAAGUUCAUGAAUUUAUUUCGCCGUCAGUCUGAAACUUCAGCUGUGCCGUCUGGUCAGGCAAACUCUCAAGGCAAACAAGAGGUCGAUGUUGAGCUCCAGAAGGACUCUUUGCUCCAGCUGGUUUCUCUCCAGAAGGCGUCAGGCUGCUGGGAUCUGAACUCCACACUGGCUCAUGUGUUUGGAAAGACAGAGGAUGAGCUGACCAAUCAGAAACCAGAACAAGUGAAUCAGUCAGUUUGGGCCACUCUUCUGGCUCUCAUCUGGUUAUACGGCUAUAAAAUAAAUGAUCAGGUUGAGUGGCAGUUUGUGGCCAUGAAGGCGGCAUCAUGGAUCCGCUCUCAGAAAGUGGGCAGUGUGUCCCAGUGUGUGUGUGUUGGUAAUGUGCUGCUGGGAUGUCAGGUGACAGAAGAGACUCUUGGAAUCUGAAGACUUCAGUGCGACUCCACAUCAUGUUCUUUCGUUUGAAGAUCAAUGAAAUGUUAUUUUUAGGGGCCAAGCACUGAAAGUGCAUAGACAUCUAUUGUAUUCGUUAGUGUUCUUCUUCUUCUUCCGCCAUUGAAGUCUAUGGCAGCCUAUAUAACCGUACAUAAAAAAGUUAUGAAAUGUAUUUAUGCCCACACCUCUUACGUAUUCCUCAAUAUAUCUCUUAUAAAUAGUAUUGCACAAAAACGAUAAUAUAUAUAUAUUGUUUUUUAUUUCUUAUGUACCAAAAGUGUAUAGGGUCAUUAUUGACCUGAGAUAUGUCCUAGUGUCACUUUUGUGCGUUCAUAAAUCACAUUUUUAUAAUUAUUUCAAAUCUAUAAAAGUUUACUAUCACAGUAUAUAUACAGUAUAUAUUUAUUUGCUUAUUACAAGACAAGUGAGUAUUAUAUUCAUACAAAUGACUACUAUAUUACGUUGAUCAUCUGUGCAACAAUGGUGAAUUAUCUGAAUGAUCAGUAUCUCAUAUGCGUGUACGUACACAUACACUGGCGGCCAAAAGUUUGGAAUAAGUGACAUUCAACUGAUCACAAAGUAUAGUCAGGACAUUACUGAUGUAAAAAACAGCACCAUCACUAUUUGAAAAAAGUCAUUUUUGAUCAAAUCUAGACAGCAGCCAUCACUCCAACACCUUAUCCUUGAGUAAUCAUGAUAAAUUGCUAAUUUGGUACUAGAAAAUCACUUGCCAUUAUAUCAAACACAGUUGAAAGCUGUUUGGUUCAUUAAAUGAAGUUUAACAUUG
Molecule: messenger RNA, 3394 nt
Organism: Myxocyprinus asiaticus (Chinese sucker)
Lineage: Eukaryota; Metazoa; Chordata; Actinopteri; Cypriniformes; Catostomidae
Product: von Willebrand factor A domain-containing protein 5A-like
Exons: 22
Coding region: 106-2598 (830 amino acids)
Source: RefSeq, a predicted model, not a curated record